UUUAAUAAUAGUUUUAGAAAAAUAAAAUAAUAAAAUUAAAUAUUUUUAUAAUGGAUGGAACAUCACAAUGCUCAGUUGGAUUGAUUUUAAAAUCAAAUUGUCACAAGUUAACAUUUACAAACCACAUUGGAAUAAACUUUUUUCAAGAUUUAGCUCCAGAUGAGCAAAAUUUAGUUGCGCUAAGGUCUGGUGUUUCUUCUGUUUUGAUUAUUGACUUAUGUUUUCAUCAUCAAAAGUUCUAUCUUGAGAAGUUUCCUGUGUUUCAGAAUAAAUGCUGUGAUCCACUGUUAGUUCACAAAAGACCGUGCAAAGCAUCUCUCAGAGAAGUCACGUUAAGAACCAUAGCUUUAAACAACAGGAUCAAUAUUGUACCUGGUCAAAAAAUUUGCACAAAUUGCUUAGUCAGAUUAAAAGCUUCCACUGAAAUUAAUACUGAUAACAUUAAUAUUGCUGAUGAUUACACAAAUGAAAGUAUAAAUAAAGAAAACAUAUUUAGUGUUCAACAAGAAGCUGAUAUAAAUAAAAACAGACAAGAACUUUCUGAUUGUCUCAGUAUAAUUGGUGUGUCACCAGUCAAGCUUCACAGAAAGCCAUUUGCAAAUCGUAUGAGUAUUGGGAAAAAAAAAAUUAAAACUAUUGCAAAAGUUUUCAAAGAAAAGUUAUCAAGUUCUUUAAAAAUUCCAUUGACAGAAGUUGAAGUUUUUGAUAAUGAAUAUGUUCUUGAUUUAAAAAAAAAAGUUGUUCAGUUCGAAAAAAUGUUAGUUUUGAUCAAAGAUAAACUUGAAAAAUGCAGUUCAUUUAGGGACAAAAUUCAAGUAUUGACUUUGUGCCCACAAGAAUGGUCAAUUAAAGCAGCUAGUGAGUAUUUUAGUGUUUCAAAUUAUCUAAUAAUAAAAUCUAGAUCUUUAGCAAAGAAGGAAGGAGUUCAUGCAGUUUCACAAACUAAGCGAGGUAAAAUGCUCCAUGAUCAAUUAAAUACUUUAGUGAAAAUUUUUUAUGAAAAUGAUGAAAACUCUCGCCAGAUGCCUGGUCAAAAGGAUUUUGUAAGUGUUAGUUGGAAAGUCCAUAUGCAAAAGCGACUACUUUUGUCAAGCUUAAUAGAGUUAUUUGUCUAUUUUUUUUUGUGGAUAUAGAAUUUAAAAUUCUAUAUCCACAUGUAAAGUUAGGUUUUUCCAAGUUUUGUGUUUUAAGACCUAAAUGGUGUGUUUUGCCAAACUCAUCAGGAACCCAUUCUGUGUGCAUUUGUAUCUACCAUCAAAACAUGAAGUUAACUCUCCUACCCAUUAAAAUUGAUUACCACGAACUAUAUAAAUUUAUUGUUUGUGAUAUGCAAAACAAAGAAUGCAUGUUACAUCGAUGUACACAAUGUCCAAAAAAUACAUCUAAAUUAGAAGAAAAGCUAUUCAAACUAAUAGGGCAGUUUGAGGAAGAAGAUACUAUCGAAUUUAACCAAUGGGUUACUACUGAUAGAUCAGAUUUAGUUAUACAGCUUGUAACCAUACCAGAUUAUGUAAAUAUGGUGAUGGAAAAACUUGUCAAGCUAACAACGCAUUCAUAUAUUUCUAAAUGCCAAUCCAAAUAUUUAAAAAAUCUUAAAGAAGAACUGCCAUCAGGUAGCGCAAUAAUUCUAGGAGAUUUUGCAGAAAACUAUAGUUUUGUUGUGCAGGAUGAAGUACAAGGUUUCCAUUGGAAUAAUCUUCAAUGCACACUUCAUCCAGUGGUUGUGUACUAUAAAGAAAAUCAAGUGUUGCAUUCCACUUCAUAUUGCAUUAUAUCAGAUGAUAACACUCAUGAUGUACCAUUGGUUUACGAGGUACAAAAAUCAAUUAUCAAUAAUCUGAAGCAAAAAAUACCCAGCAUUGUAAACGUGGUCUACUUUUCUGAUGGCUGUUCAUCUCAAUAUAAAAACUGCAAAAAUAUAUUUAACCUAUGUCAGCAUAAAUCAGACUUUAGAAUAGAUGCACAAUGGGUUUUCUUUGCAAUCAGCCAUGGAAAGCAACCUUGUGAUGGUAUAGGAGGAACAGUUAAAUGGCUUGUAGCUAAUGCUAGUUUGCAGAGAAUUUCUACAAAUCAAAUAUUAAACUCACGUGAUAUGUUUACAUAUUGCACUAACAACAUCAAAGGUAUAAACUUUAUUUUUAUUUCAAGUGAAAGUUUGAUAGAAACAAGAUUAUUACAAUCUGAACGAUUUAAAAAUGUAAAAACAAUACCAGGAACAAGAGACUUUCAUGAAUUUAUUCCUGUAUGUCAUAAUGAAGUUAAGAUGAAAUACUGCAGUGAUGACACUAUCUCUAUCUUGACCUACAAGUUUAAAAAUUGCGAGAUGCAAAGUGAUGUGCAAAGUUGACAUGGAAUUUUAAUUUAUGCACCAACAUGGCCUUGAAUCUUAAAGACAUUUUCUUGCUUCCUUUUAUCAAUUAUUACUUCGAAUCGACAGUUUGCUAAUGUCUAUGAUAUGUAUAUGACAAUAUUUUGCAUUUAUUAAAAAAUAUUACCUAAUUUUGUUUUGUUUUACAGUCCAAAGAAAAACAAAGGAAUAUUUGAAGUUCAAUAAUUUGUAUAAAAAUUUAUCAAUUCAUAAAAGCACAAACAAUUCAAAGAGUUAAUGCUUUUGAUAUUUAAAGUUUAUUUAUGGACAUGUCAUGGAUAUUGCAGUUUUAUACCUAAGUGAAAAUACCUCUUAUUUUUUGACUAGCUUUGAGUAAAAACACCUGUUUUUAGUAUUUAAAUAUUUUUAAUUGAGUUUAUUAAAUAUGCAUAUUGUAGUUUUACACAUAAGUAAGAAUUCUUACUUUCUGGUUGUGCCUAAACAUAAGUACCAAUCAAUCUUCUGUCUCAAUCUCAAUAUACUUUCAAUCAAAAAUAAAAAUUAAAUUGUUUAGAUUAGUAAGUCAAAAAACAGCUCAGUUUUUUUUUUUUUUUUUAGAUGUUUAUAUAUACUUUAAGAUUAUGAAGUUUGGAAAUAUAUAGAUCAUAACCUUUUCUGUAAUUCUUUUUAUAGUAAGCAUGUUUACUUUUCAAUUUUAUUAAAAACGCUG
Molecule: messenger RNA, 3038 nt
Organism: Hydra vulgaris (swiftwater hydra)
Lineage: Eukaryota; Metazoa; Cnidaria; Hydrozoa; Anthoathecata; Hydridae
Source: RefSeq, a predicted model, not a curated record